GAUUAUUAUCUUUCUUACACACAAACAAACACCAUUACAGAUAUGGCUUCCACUUCCAACACUCUUCUUCUUCUUCAUUCGGGGUUAUCUCACAAUCAAUCUCCGCUACUCCUUCGCCAGAUCUCCGGCACUUCGCUCACCUUCUCACCUGACCGAUUUCUCCCCCCUCUCUCUCAUCCUUGUCGUCGUACAGGAGUCCCUGUGAUUACAUGUACUGCGGGGACGCCAGUGGCUGCUAAUCUGGCCCCAGGAACCCCAGUGAGAGCAACAAGCAUAAUGGUGAUUGGAGCUACAGGAACUUUAGGACGUCAGGUGGUUAGGCGGGCCCUGGAUGAGGGUUACGAUGUGCGAUGCCUUGUCCGACCUAGACCCGCCCCUGCUGACUUUCUUCGUGAUUGGGGCGCUACUGUUGUCAAUGGAGACUUAACCAAACCCGAAACAAUUCCUGCAACACUGGUUGGAGUUCACACGAUUAUUGAUUGUGCCACUGGGCGUCCAGAGGAGCCCAUAAAAACCGUAGACUGGGAAGGAAAGGUUGCUCUCAUACAGUGUGCAAAAGCUAUGGGAAUCCAAAAGUAUGUAUUUUUCUCUAUUCACAAUUGCGACAAGCAUCCCGAAGUUCCAUUGAUGGAGAUCAAGUAUUGUACCGAGAAGUAUCUUCAAGAGUCCGGCAUCAACCAUGUUGUCAUUCGUUUAUGUGGUUUCAUGCAGGGGCUCAUCGGGCAGUACGCCGUUCCUAUACUAGAAGAAAAAUCUGUAUGGGGAACCGACGCCCCAACAAGAAUAGCUUAUAUGGACACUCAGGAUAUAGCACGUUUAACAUUUAUUGCAAUACGAAGUGAAAACGUUAACGGGAAACUACUUACAUUUGCGGGGCCACGUGCAUGGACAACCCAAGAGGUGAUUACAUUGUGUGAGAGACUAGCUGGACAAGAUGCAAAUGUGACUACAGUUCCGGUCUCUGUUCUGAAAUUUACUCGCCAGCUAACUCGUUGUUUUGAGUGGACAAACGAUGUUGCAGACCGAUUGGCAUUUUCAGAGAUUUUGACAAGUGAUACGGUAUUUUCGGUGCCGAUGAACGAGACAUAUGAGCUUCUGGGUGUGGAUCAGAAAGAUAUCCUUACAUUGGAGAAGUAUUUGCAGGAUUACUUCACAAAUAUAUUGAAGAAGUUGAAGGACCUUAAGGCCCAAUCCAAGCAAAGUGACUUCUACAUUUAAAAAGUGCUUGUACAUGCAGCUUUAUUAUUUGAAUCAUCUUGUAACCAACAAUAAAAGCAAAAGGUUUCAUCUUCUUUUUUUUUUAUGUAAAUUUAUUCCCCUAGGCCCAUGCAAUAUACAACAUGUGGAGAUAAAAAGACCCCUUCGGAACAAA
Helianthus annuus (common sunflower) is the source of this 1372-nucleotide messenger RNA. Its product is annotated as protein HIGH CHLOROPHYLL FLUORESCENCE PHENOTYPE 244, chloroplastic. The coding region runs from base 43 to 1218 and encodes 391 amino acids. The record is from RefSeq and is a predicted model, not a curated record. The transcript is spliced from 7 exons. Lineage: Eukaryota; Viridiplantae; Streptophyta; Magnoliopsida; Asterales; Asteraceae.